UCCCUUGCCGAAAUGGUCGAGGACAGUGAUGAACCUCCCCGCUGGAGACGAGGCGUCAUUAUUCCCUUUCUGUCGAUUGUUGGCGUUGCGGCAGUUUGUGGCUUGUUCGUCUUGGUCCACAAACUCACGAGGAAACAGGAGAGAAGCCGCGCUCGUUCUCAGGACGACUCGAUCCUUCCUCUUCACAAUGCCCUCGCUCUCCGUCUAUCUCCAGACCAGCCAUCGGCUUCAGCGCCAAGUCAGCAAAUCGCGCUCCGCAGAUUCCAAGGUCAUCCGCAACUGUGGAUCGCUACCGGGCACCAAGGUAGACACCGUCGUGUCACGACUGCUGAGCUUCGCGGCUUUGUAGCCAGAGGCCCAGAGCCACUUCAUGUGCAGCAGGGGCGUUGGUUUGGACAGCAAGGCCGCCUUGUUACUUGGCGUUACGAUCGCCUGCCUCCUCUUGUUCAUACAGGUCAUGGUCCCGAUGCUGCUCUGCGCUAUCCUCGUGUUCGCAAUGAGCAUAGUUCUGAUGAUACUCUGCCACAAUAUGAGGAAGUUGCUGGUGUUGAUGAUGUGGAUCCUCCAGAAUACACUGAAGACGAUGCUCUCGAGCACCAAAUACCCAUUGGGCCAACCUCCAACUUUUCACGUCCGCGGUUCGUAGCGGAACAUCCAACCGCACCGCCUGACUAUGACGCGCAUCGUCGCUAA
Messenger RNA from Periconia digitata, 693 nucleotides. The record is from the annotation of a GenBank genome assembly. NCBI's taxonomy places the organism in Eukaryota, Fungi, Ascomycota, Dothideomycetes, Pleosporales, Periconiaceae.